Chrysochloris asiatica (Cape golden mole) is the source of this 2055-nucleotide messenger RNA. RefSeq names its product inhibitor of carbonic anhydrase-like. The coding region runs from base 37 to 2055 and encodes 672 amino acids. The record is from RefSeq and is a predicted model, not a curated record. Gene Ontology annotation, biological process: antibacterial humoral response; iron ion transport. The transcript has 16 exons. Lineage: Eukaryota; Metazoa; Chordata; Mammalia; Afrosoricida; Chrysochloridae. Gene Ontology annotation, cellular component: recycling endosome; early endosome; extracellular region.
UGUCUGGCUGUCCCUGAGAGAACUGUGAGAUGGUGUAUGGUGUCAGAUGAUGAGGCCAGAAAGUGCUCUAGUUUCCAGGACCAUAUGAAAAAAGUCCUUCCAGCGGAUGGUCCCCUUCUGAACUGUGUGAAGAGAACCUCCUCCCUUGAGUGCAUCAAGGCCAUCACGGCAAACCAAGCAGAUGCUGUGACUCUUGAAGCAGGAUGGGUGUUUGAUGCAUCCCUGGCCCCUUACAACCUGAAACCUGUCGUGGCAGAGUUCUAUGGGUCAAAAGACAAUCCUCAAACCCACUAUUAUGCUGUAGCUGUGGCACUGAAGGGCAGUGGUUUCCAGCUGAACGAGCUCAGACACAAGAAGACCUGCCACACAGGCCUGGGCAGAUCCACAGGAUGGAAUGUCCCCAUCAGCUUACUUUUCUCUGACUUGGCGGAGCCCCCAGUGUCCAAGUUCUUCUCGGGCAGCUGUGUCCCCUGUGCAGAUUCUAAAAGUUUCCCCAACCUGUGUCAAUUAUGUGCUGGGACAAGAACAGCCAAGUGUGCCUGCAACUCCCAGGAACCAUACUUCGGCUACUCAGGUGCCUUCAAGUGUCUGAAGAAUGGUGUUGGGGAUGUGUGUUUUGUGAGGCACAUGACAGUGUUUGAGAACCUACCAGAUAAGGUGCACAGGGACCAGUAUGAGCUGCUCUGUCCAGACAACACGCGGAAGCCAGUACACGCAUACAAAGAGUGCCACCUGGCCAAGGUCCCCUCUCAUGCUGUUGUGGCCCGAAACGUGUCUGGCAAGGAGGACUUGAUUUGGGAGCUUCUCAACAAAGCGCAGGAAUAUUUUGGAAGAGACAAGUCAACAGAAUUUCAGCUCUUUGGCUCUCCUUACGGGAAGGACCUGUUGUUCACAGACGCUGCCCACGGUUUCCUAAAGGUCCCCCCUAAGAUGGAUGCCCGGCUGUACCUGGGAUACGAGCACAUCACUGCCAUUCAGCAUCUAAAGGGAGGUGAAGUCGACUCCAAGAAGGUACAGUGGUGUUCAGUGGGUACCCACGAGAGGGCCAAGUGUGGCACCUGGAGUGCUGUGAGUGGCGGCGCUUUGGUGUGCACCAUGAAGGAGACCACCGAUGACUGUAUCGCUGCCAUUGUGACAGGAGAAGCGGAUGCCAUGAACUUAGACGCAGGAUCCAUCUAUACUGCCGGCAAGUGUGGUUUGGUUCCUGUCCUGGCAGAAAACUACAAAUUUAAAGAUGACAGUGAGGCACGUGGGUCUGAGUGUGUAAAUAUCCCUGUGGAAGGUUAUUACGCUGUAGCAGUGGUUAAGAAAUCAGAUGCUGACCUCACCUGGACCACUCUGAGAGGCAAGAAGUCUUGCCACCCCGCAGUUGGCACGUCUGCAGGCUGGCACAUCCCCAUGGGUUUAAUAUACAACCAAACCAGGUCCUGUAAAUUUGAUGAAUUGUUCAGUGGAAGCUGUGCCCCUGGGUCAGACCUCAAUUCCAGUCUCUGUGCUCUGUGCAGCAGCAGUCUGCCAAGUCCAACCCACACAUGUGCCCCCAACAGCCACGAGACUUACUAUGGCUCUGCAGGGGCCUUCAGGUGUCUGGUUGAGAAGGGAGAUGUGGCCUUUGUGAAGUACUCCACGGUCCUGCAGAACACCAAUGGAAAGAACCCUGCCCCAUGGGCUAAGGAUUUGAAGCAGGAAGACUUUGAGUUGCUAUGCCUUGAUGGCUCCCGGAAGCCUGUGACCGAGGCUCAGAGCUGCCACCUGGCCUUAGUCCCAAAUCAUGUGGUGGUCUCAAGGAAAGAGAAGGCAGAAUUUGUUCGCAGAGUACUCCUCAACCAACAGGAGCUCUUUGGAAGAAAUGGGUUUCAAUAUGCGAUCUUCCAGCUGUUCACAUCCUCAGGCAAGGACCUGCUGUUCAGUGAUGACACUGAAUGUUUGGCCAACCUUCAAAACAAAACAACUUAUGAAAACUACUUGGGGGCCAAGUAUCUUAUGACUGUUGGUAACUUGAGACAAUGCUUAACCUCUGAACUACUGGAGGUCUGCACAUUCCAUAACAAUUAA